UCAAAAGUCCGCACGGCUCGAUUCAAGGUAAAAAUGGCGGACGAGAAAGACCACGAGGACGAGAAGUCCGACGUGGAUAGUGAAAAAACACCAGAAAAUGAUGAAAAUAUGGUCAACGGAGAUGGAGAUGAUAGUGAAUUUGAUGAUCCGGAGGGAUUUGUAGACGAUAUAACAGAUGAAGAACUACUAGGUGACAUACUCUCCCAGAGACCCAAGGAGAUCGAAGGAACAGAAUCUAUAAUAGUAGUAGAUAACAUCCCAUCUGUCGGCCAAGAAAGAUGUGAAAAAUUGAAAAAUGUCAUUAGAAAAGUGUUCUCUAAAUUUGGCAAGAUUGUAACAGAGUAUUAUCCGAUGAGUGAUGGAUUGACUAAAGGGUACAUGUUUCUAGAAUUUUCUAAUCCCAAUGAUGCAGCAAGAGCUGUCAAGACGGCUAAUGGUUACAAACUAGACAAGCAUCAUGUAUUUGCUGUAAAUCAUUUUGAGGACUUUAUGAAACUCUUAGAUCCUCAUGAGGAUUGGAAACCUCCAGCAAAGCAGGAAUACACUCAGCAGGAAAAUCUGCGUUCCUGGCUACAAGAUCCUGAUUGUAAUGACCAAUAUUCCGUUAUCCAUGGAGAUAAGACCUCAAUCCUGUGGAAUAGUUCACAAGAACCAAUGAUGGUCAAGGAAAGACCUAACUGGACAGAGACAUAUGUCCUGUGGUCCCCUAAAGGAACAUACCUGGCGACAUUCCAUGGACAAGGUGUUGCUCUUUGGGGAGGAGAAGAGUUUAAAAGAAUUAUGAGAUUCAGUCACCCUGGGGUACAACUUAUUGAUUUCUCACCCUGUGAAAGGUACCUAGUUAGUUUUAGUCCCAUUCCAAGCAGCUCUGAGGAUCCCUCAGGAAUUAUAAUCUGGGAUAUAAGAACAGGACUAAAGAGACGUGGAUUUCUUAGUGGAGAUACAUCUCAGUGGCCUGCCUUCAAAUGGUCACAUAAUGGGAAAUACUUCGCUAGGAUGGCUACAGAUAGUAUUAGUGUCUAUGAAACACCAUCUUUUGGAUUGAUAGACAAAAAAAGUCUCAAGGUAGAAGGUGUCAAGGAUUUCCAAUGGUCUCCUUCUGAUAAUUACAUUGCGUACUGGACGCCAGAAGACAAGGACACACCAGCUAGAGUAACCAUUAUGCAAAUACCAGACAGAAAGGAGAUUAGAGUCAAGAAUCUCUUUAAUGUUUCAGAAUGUAAAAUGUACUGGCACAACAAGGGAGACUACUUGGCAGUUAAGGUUGACAGAAACACCAAAAGUAAAAAAGCUCUGUACUUCAACUUUGAGUUGUUUAGAAUGAGAGAAAGGCAGAUUCCUGUUGAAAGUCUUGAAAUGAAAGAGGCAAUUAUUGCAUUUGCGUGGGAACCUGGCAGUUCAAAGUUCUGUAUUCUUCAUGGUGAAGCACCAAGAAUAUCAGCUAGUUUCUAUGACAUGGAGAUCCAAGGCAGUGUAGAACUACAAAAAACCUAUGAAAGAAGACAAGCUAAUAAUAUAUUCUGGUCACCGAAUGGUCAGUUCUGUGUCUUAGCAGGUCUACAAAGUAUGAAUGGUAUUCUAGAGUUCCAUGACACAACUGACUGGGUCUGUAUGAACCAAGCUGAGCACUUCAUGGCAACAGAUGUCGAAUGGGAUCCUACUGGUAGAUUUGUGGCUACCUCUGUCAGCUGGUGGGCACAUAAGGUUGAUAAUGGCUACUUCAUCUGGUCCUUCCAAGGCAAACUACUCCAGCGACAUGUCUUGGAUCAAUUCUGUCAGUUGCUAUGGAGACCAAGACCGCCUACGCUUCUGGAUGAAGAGGCUCAGAAGAAACUUAAGAAAGAAAUGAAGAAAUACCAAAAGACGUUUGAGAUCAAAGAUCGUAUGAGUCAGUCCAGAGCUUCGAAGGAAAUCAUCGAGCGUCGUCGACGCAAGUUGAAAGAGUUUGAGGUGUAUCGUCAGAAGAAGAUCACCGAGUAUCAAGAGACCAAGAGGCAGCGUAUGGAUUUGCGUCAAGGUUUGGAAACAGAUUCAGGUGAAGGUAUUUCAAAGGAAGUAGAUGUGGAACGUAUUGAAUUCUUUGUCAAGGAAGAAGUAAUCGAAGUCGAAGAGUAGAUUCACUCUCAACCAAGAAUAUCGUCCGCCAUUUUAUCUUGUCAAUCGACCGAUUAUUCGUUCUUGAAGUGAAUUCAUUCAAAGUAUCUUAUUGCAUAUCUUCCUUGGAGUGUGAAAUCUUGUGUUUGGGUCUUGACUGACGCGAGGUUUUCAACUUGAUUUGAUCAUAUUAUUGUAGGGUUUUGUCUAAAUUUAUCUCGAAGGAAAAAGAAAAUCUUACGCUCCCUAAUUUUUCAAAUAUCUUGUCCCGUUUUAGAAAUUUUUUCGUGUUUAAAAAAAUUAAAAAUAAUAAUGGUAAUAACAAGAAUUAAUCCCGUUUUCAAAUAUAAAUGUCAGGAUCUUUAUCAACUAGUUGCUUGUAUCACUUCACAGAUUCCAUUAUUUUGCUUAGUUCAAUUGAUUUAUCUAUUUUUCUUGCCCCUUUUUGCUUAUUUUUUAAUGAUAACGAGAAAAACGAGUUUCUUAACUUAUUUAGGUAAAAAGAAAACCAAAUAUUUACCAAAUAAGAAAAAAGGGGAAUAUAUAAUUAGAAAAUUUAGAAUAUUAACACUAUUGGUUAAAAUAUGUUAUCAUAAGUGUAUUAUUAGACUGUUAUUAAAAUGGCAUACCCUACGAAUCAAA
This is a messenger RNA of Actinia tenebrosa (Australian red waratah sea anemone), 2736 nucleotides long. RefSeq names its product eukaryotic translation initiation factor 3 subunit B. Gene Ontology annotation, molecular function: translation initiation factor activity; RNA binding; translation initiation factor binding. Gene Ontology annotation, cellular component: eukaryotic translation initiation factor 3 complex. Gene Ontology annotation, biological process: translational initiation. The record is from RefSeq and is a predicted model, not a curated record. NCBI's taxonomy places the organism in Eukaryota, Metazoa, Cnidaria, Anthozoa, Actiniaria, Actiniidae.